Syzygium oleosum is the source of this 875-nucleotide messenger RNA. RefSeq names its product glycine cleavage system H protein 2, mitochondrial-like. Gene Ontology annotation, biological process: protein lipoylation; glycine decarboxylation via glycine cleavage system. The record is from RefSeq and is a predicted model, not a curated record. The transcript is spliced from 3 exons. NCBI's taxonomy places the organism in Eukaryota, Viridiplantae, Streptophyta, Magnoliopsida, Myrtales, Myrtaceae. Gene Ontology annotation, cellular component: cytoplasm; mitochondrion; glycine cleavage complex. The coding region runs from base 151 to 621 and encodes 156 amino acids.
GCAACAACCCCAACGACAACAAGGGCAGUUGCUGUUUGGAACAUCCACCAAACCCCACAUCCUGUGUAAAUCUUUGUGGGAGGGAGAGAGAGGCAUUGUGGAGUGUGCACAGACGACUGAAGAGGGAUAGUCCCAGAUUAGAAUACAGAUAUGGCGUCGUCGAGGCUGCUGUGGGCGUCAAGAGCGGCCUCAUACCUCAAGAUCUCAGUGUUCCACAGAGGAUUUUCCACAGUUCUCAAGGAUCUCAAGUAUGCCGAUUCUCAUGAGUGGGUGAAAAUUGACGGCGCUUCUGCAACUGUUGGAAUAACUGAUCACGCGCAGGACCAUUUGGGAGAUGUUGUGUAUGUCGAAUUGCCGGAAGUAGGGGCUGCGGUCGCGCAGGGCAGCAGCUUUGGUGCGGUUGAGAGCGUCAAGGCCACUAGCGAUAUAUACUCUCCCAUUUCAGGGAAAGUCGUCGAAGUCAAUGAAGAGCUCAACAAGUCUCCUGGUCUAGUUAACUCAAGUCCAUAUGAGGAUGGGUGGAUAAUAAAGGUCGAGGUGAGCGAUGCAAACGAAGUGAAAGACCUGAUGGGGGCUGACGACUACUCAAAGUUCUGCGAAGAAGAAGAUGCAAAGCAUUAGGCCUCUGGCCUUGCAGAACUGAAGUUGUGCUUGAGGAGGCAUGGCACUCAACUUGGACAACCGUGCACUCCUUUUUCCAGACAUUACCAGCUGGCCAUACUUUACUAUCGUGGUUUCUUCCAACUAUGACUUUGUAGAGCAGCGUGUAGAAUUUCAUGUAAUAAUUCUAGGAUAUCCUCUGUUUCCAUCGCAUCGGUGUCAUCUCACAGAUCCUGGUUUUCCAAUCUAAAUCUCUAAGGAUCGCAAUUUUCUCC